CAACCCAUGAUCUCAAGCUGUGGCUUGAUUUUAUCUUAAUCGGUCCCUAUCCAAUUUCCGUUCUUUCUCUCGUUCCCCUUCCCCUCUUUCGAUUCCAACGAGGCAACGACUAUUGUAUGGAGUCUUUCUUAGCCCAUUCAAACCCUAAUCUGAAUUAUGUGAUCCCACCUCCUCAGGAACCACCCAUGUUUUAUUAUUGAUAGUAACAUAACUAUUAUCGAAGAAAAUACACACUUUUUCCUUGCUGGUUGCCUUUUUACCCUUCGGUUGAUGUUUUUCUUCCACAUGGGUUUUCAAAUUUCUGAUGAAUUGUUGGGUACUUUUGUACCAAUUAUCGUCUACUGGGUCUAUUCCGGGUUGUAUGUUGGUUUAGGAUAUUUUGAGAAUUAUAGAUUGCACACUAAGCAGGAUGAAGAUGAGAAGAACUUGGUCUCUAAAACCACUGUUGUUAAAGGCGUUCUUCUUCAACAAUCUAUUCAAGCUGUUGUUGCUAUCCUCUUGUUUACGGUAACUGCAAAUGAUUCUCAGGCUGCUAUAGAUCAACAGCCGUCCUUAAUUAUUCUAGCUAGAGAGUUUGUUACAGCAAUGUUGGUUUUGGAUACUUGGCAGUAUUUCAUGCAUAGAUACAUGCAUCACAACAAAUUUCUGUAUAAGCAUAUUCAUUCUCAACAUCACCGGCUUGUUGUCCCUUAUUCAUUUGGAGCACUAUACAAUCAUCCACUGGAGGGGCUUCUUCUCGACACAAUCGGUGGGGCAUUAUCCUUUCUCUUUUCAGGGAUGUCUCCUCGAGCCUCCAUUUUUUUCUUCUCAUUUGCUACCAUCAAAACAGUGGAUGACCAUUGUGGGUUAUGGCUUCCUGGGAACCUUUUCCAUGUGUUCUUUAAAAAUAAUACUGCUUAUCAUGAUGUCCACCAUCAGCUCUAUGGUAGCAAAUACAACUUUUCACAGCCAUUUUUCGUCAUGUGGGAUAGACUUCUUGGAACUUAUAUGCCUUACUCACUUGAGAAGAGAGAAGGGGGUGGUUUUGAGGCACGGCCUGCUAAAGAGUACAAGGAUGAUUGAUUGUUGCCUGAACAAGGCUGCAACAAUGUACCACCACAACAAUUAUUUUUUCCUCUAAUUAAUUACAUGGAUUUUGUUAUCUGUAUAUGUGUGUAUAAAUUGUUGUGCUUUAUU
Molecule: messenger RNA, 1176 nt
Organism: Manihot esculenta (cassava)
Lineage: Eukaryota; Viridiplantae; Streptophyta; Magnoliopsida; Malpighiales; Euphorbiaceae
Product: sphinganine C4-monooxygenase 1
Exons: 2
Coding region: 271-1062 (263 amino acids)
Biological process (GO): lipid biosynthetic process
Molecular function (GO): iron ion binding; oxidoreductase activity
Source: RefSeq, a predicted model, not a curated record